CAAGAUUCGAGUUUUUAUACUUUUCUUUGGAGUCUUUUAACGUAGUUUACGUACCUACGAAGUUGAAGAUGUCGCAGAUACGUAUUUCCUCUAUCACAGCUUCUCAAACCCGCAGCACAAAGAGCGAGGCUUGGAUGAAUUCGAUCCGCCAGAGUUCCGAAGCUCUUCAGGAGUUUAACCAGUUGAAUCCCAGAACGGUUUCCUCCGAUGUUAUCCUGCAGAAGCUAGAACUGAUUAAGGACAUUCUGCUGCAGAUGGACCACGCUCGCAAGGAAUUGUCAGCCGACGAAGUGCGGAAUAUGGUCUCUGAGCAUUACUCUGAUGUCUUUGCGCUUUUACUUGGGAUUUACAGAAAUUACCCUCCUGGCAUGAAAUCCAUGUUUUUUACGAGAGAAGGGCUGAAAUUUUUUAUGGAUGCGUGCAAAGAUCAUGUUUCUAAUCUGACCAAACCAGCGUAUAAUGAUCACCAGUUUGCUUCGCACUGUCUGCGCCACAAAGUAGCAGAUGAUUCGGCUUUUCCCGUAGCCAUAAUUUUAUGCACAAUCAUGGGCCACAUUCCUAAACGUAUCGGACAUAUGAACCACUGGCUGACCGCGGGAUCGGAUGGAGAUCUUUUGUUGAUGAAUCAGAUGUUUUCUUGUCUUGUCCAUCUGCAUCCGGAAAUCUGUCUGCCCGCUACGAUCAAGCAGCAGGAUUUCUAUACAUAUGUCCUUACCGGUGUGUGCUCCAUUAUUCCCGUCUUGAACAGUCAGCAAAUCGCCGAAUGCCAGAAGUCGCUGCUCAGACAUUUGCAAUCAGACCGCUUUUUAGUUGCACUUUUUGCGUCUGAUGUGAUCAAAUUUGUAUGUCGGUAUGUGUGUCGAAUUUCGUCAUUUGAGAUUGCGUUCAGGAUUACUGUCGCUGUGUUUCGAGGCUUUGUGGACGGUUUCCGUGGUGGAUUUGGGAAAAUGCACAAUGCUGUUAUUCGAAAUCUUUGUGCACGAACGUUUGCAGAGCUCCCGGCAUCAAUGAAGGUGGAAUUACUGGAGAUGUUUCCAGUUAGACGGCACUUUUUUAUUUGGAGUUAUUUACCACUGGCUUCGUAUUCGGAACUGCAUUCCUCUUCUGUUUUUCAAGAGCUGUUCAACGAAAGCAUGACUACGAUUGACGGCGUUUUCGACAAAAAUACCUCCGCUACAUCGAUGCAGAUGCUAGUAGUGCGACUCCCUCUGAGUUUGCGUUGUCUGACGAAUUUGCUGCCAUUAUUCGAUGCGACGAAACCCGGUGAAUGGGAGUUCUCUCCAGCGGGCAUAGCGAAGCAGUUUAUGCGGUUAUUUCGUUUCCUCACGGUGGAACAGUUGUCACUUCUUCCUUUGAUUCAGACCUCUUGUUGUGCGCUGCUGAAGCUGGGAUCUGCGUUGUACCGAUAUUUAUUGGAUACUGAAAUCGUUGAGAUUAUGAAAUAUCUGGUGGAAAAUGAAAAAGAUCCUGACGUAUUGAUCGCCGGCGUCGAUUUUGUGAAGAGCAUUGUGCCACAAAGAAAGAUCGGGAUUGGUCUUUCGGAAUAUAUUCGUAAUUUUUUUUCGAUGUUGUGCAGCCAUCAAAACGCGUUGGUCAAGAGCUGUGCAGUGUCUGCUUUUUGUUGGAUUGGGAUGCACAUACGAUGCGAAAGGUUACUUUCAUAUCUGUCUGGUGGCGUCCGUGGGAACGAGAAUGUCUUUACCUAUUUAUCCCUUGGGCGAGUCGAAGAUAAAACGCUCGCACGAAUGUAUGCCACCUUGCAGCGGCCGGUUGAUUCGGAGCACCCAGUCGGAGCAACACGUAGUUUAGAAGACUGUGUUGACCAUGCCGUGGAUAAGUCGCGUAAGCGAAAGAAAUCCGAGUGCGAGAGCGUGGCGUCCGGCGAGUUCGAACCUGAUGCGAAGGAUGCCGACCUGGAUGAUCUCAUCUGACUGGCAUCGCGAAAAAAAUAACGGCAGCAUGAAUACGCACAUUUUUUGUUCAGUAUGUUGCUUUUUCUGUUUCCUGUAGCUUUGGAGAACGCAAAGUUAAUGAGUCGUUUUGCUAAUCCGGU
Molecule: messenger RNA, 2053 nt
Organism: Paramacrobiotus metropolitanus
Lineage: Eukaryota; Metazoa; Tardigrada; Eutardigrada; Parachela; Macrobiotidae
Exons: 10
Coding region: 69-1931 (620 amino acids)
Source: RefSeq, a predicted model, not a curated record